This is a messenger RNA of Camelina sativa (false flax), 837 nucleotides long. Lineage: Eukaryota; Viridiplantae; Streptophyta; Magnoliopsida; Brassicales; Brassicaceae. The record is from RefSeq and is a predicted model, not a curated record.
AUGGCUGCCGCUGCAGAAGCUGUUGACACCACUCAAGGCCUUCUCAACAUCAACAUGAUGAAUAUUACCAAGCUCACCUCUACGAACUACAUGACCUGGAGUCUCCAAGUCCAUUCCCUCCUUGACGGAUACGAGCUCGCUGGAUAUGUUGACGGAUCCUCCGCUCCCCCAGAUCAGAUGCUCACCAACACCGACCCACCAACACCAAAUCCGGCGUACAAGACGUGGAAAAGACAAAAUAAACUCAUCUACAGUGGUCUUCUUGGUACUCUCUCUCCAACUCUGCAACCGCUUGUGUCCAAAACCAAAUCCUCUGCAGAAAUGUGGAAAACGAUCUCCACAACCUAUGCCAAUCCCAGCUGGGGACAUAUUCAACAACUCCGCCUGCAACGCAAGCAAGCUUCCAAAGGUGAAAAAUCUAUUGAUGAUUAUAUGCAGUCUCUUACUACUCGAUUCGAUCAAUUGUCUCUUCUUGGCAAACCUCUUGCGCAUGAAGAACAACUUGAGUUCAUCUUUGGUGGUCUCCCUGAAGACUUCAAAUCUGUUAUUGACCAAGUGGAAGGUCGUGAAACACCACCGUCUAUUCUCGAAGUUCAUGAAAAGCUCAUCAACAAGGAAGCCAAGCUCAUGGCCGUAGCCCACUCCAACACAACUACGGGACCAACCUCUGCUCAUGUUGCCACUACUCGUCUUGGUAACUCUGGAAAACAGUUUCCUCGCCAAAACCAGCACUGGAACAACAACAAACACAACUCACGACAGGACACUCGCAUGACACGAGGCUACCAAGGUGAAGGAUCUGAUCUUGGGGAUCCCAUUACUCCAAGGGAAAACUAA